Messenger RNA from Ambispora leptoticha, 1014 nucleotides. The record is from the annotation of a GenBank genome assembly. NCBI's taxonomy places the organism in Eukaryota, Fungi, Glomeromycota, Glomeromycetes, Archaeosporales, Ambisporaceae.
AUGACGUUAAAUUCUGAUGUUUUACGUUGUAUUUUCGAACAUCUACCAAAACGAGAUCAAUAUACGUGUACACGAGUGAGUAGAGAAUUUUGCAGCAUUGUAAUUCCAUUUAUCUGGGCAGCGCCGUUUGGAAUGAUAGGCAGACGAAACAGAAAGGUCCUAAAGAACUAUUUUCUGUUUGUUGAUAAUGAGGAAUUUCUCAACAUGUUUGUUGACAAUGAGAAACUUCUCAACAAUUACAAAUCAUUAAAGUCAAGAUCCACGCCAGUUUUCAACUAUCCAUCAUAUCUCAAAGAACUGAGACUCGACGAGUUUCUUAUCUCGCUGAUUUUGUUUCUAAAAAGAUUUUAUGAAAGACAGUAUCGCGAAAUCCCGUUAAACAAAUUGAUACGUGCACUGUUGGAUAUGUUUUUGACACACCAAGUGAAAUUAAAAAAGAUUUCUAUUCGUACAGCAUUAGGGUCAAAUAUAAACUCAAAUCAGUACAUGAUAUUUGGCGAACAAAAAUAUUCUUCAAUAUUCAAGUCGAUUGAUACAUUGAUGAUAACUCAGCAGAAUUUCAAUAUAGAUCUUAUAAAAGUAUUAAUGGAUACAGGGUGUCAGAAUAUUAAAAACUUUGAAGUCUGGAUGCCGCAUUACACCGACAUUAACACAAUCUCAAAACUGAUCUCGUCUCAAAAGGGUCUCGCUCGCUUACGUAUCUUUGACUGUGAAAAAGGAAUCGAUCAAAUAUUACCCGCAAUAAAAAGUCAAGCAGAAACUUUACAAGAUCUGGAAUUAGAUGUCGUAAAUUACGAUGGAUGUUCACCUUGGACUGAUCUCGUCGCAUGUGAAAAACUGAAACGUCUCUGGAUAACAAAUUCUCAGCAUGUAAUUCCUAAUAUGGUUAAACCAUUAUAUAUAGCCUCAUUUCCUUAUUUGAAAGAUUUGAAUGUUGGUAAUCCAAUGUAUAAAAACUGCGGUGAACUGGUUGCUUGGUAUACAUUCCGAAAGGGUCUAGAACACGGAGAAUAA